CAAGGACGGUCCCGCAUUCACCUGCUUUUGCAGUAAUAGUGUAUCUCUGCCAUCUGUGUCCUUUUGUUUUAUUUCGUUAUUUUUUUUACCCUUCCCCAGACACCAGUAACUAUUAACUCAUUUUGCUGAAUGUUGUUGGGUAGCGGAAAAUGACAGAACAAGAGAAUGACACCAAAAGCUGUGUGCCGCUGGACUUUGUUUCUGGAAAGUCAAUGAUUUGCCUUUUAUGCCUGUUCCGAGCAGCGGGAAGCAUGCCUGUUGCUUGUGUGCCGCUUGGGACCGGGGGCCAGCGGGUCGCUGGCUCCGUGUACGUCUGUCGGGAGAACUCGUCACCGCCUCAGCAGCUGAGCGCUCGUCCCGAUGCCCCGAUGCCCGUGACGGCUGUUUGCUCUUCUCCAUUCCUCACCCCCUGGUGGCAGGAGCCCGCGACCCACUCUGCCCCUCCUCCAUCCCGCCCCAGCCGAGGUGGCCUCCUGCACAGGUGGAACAGGGGCCGGCUGUCAGGACUGUCACACCCGCAUGGGAUUCUCAUUAUGAUGACAUUAUUGGACCCGUGCUGGGGGUCUCUUCAGACCAUCCCCUCUUACGGCUUUAAACACGCGUCCAAUCCCCCCUCUCCAGUCUUGGCCAAGUUGGACCACAGUGAGAUAGUGCAUUGUGUUCCCUUUUAUCAGCGCGACCUUGACCGUGUCCCCGUCGGGGAUCUGCAGGGUCAGGUAGUGGAACGUGGCCAGAAGCUGCGUCCGCGGGAGGACGGGCCCCCACGGCCUCCCGCGCUCACAGCAAGCGGCGCUGCGCCCUCGUCGGGAGGAGAAAACUGCGGGGCCAAGGCAGGUAGAAAGUCUGUGACCAGCUGGUGUCCUCUGCGGCCCCACUUCUGGGGGCCUUGCCCGUUCCAGGGGCGCAGAGGAAGAAGGGCUAGAAGGGCUGGGGUUUCAGGUCCGGCUGUCCCCAAGGGUCUCCUCCCCCUGUCCCCGCGCUGCGGCGGCAACCGUGGCCGCAAGGGUCAGGGCCACCCGGGAAGGCCACGCAGAUCCCAAACCACACUCGGAGCGAGGGGGCGUGUGUCCCCGCCUGUACCGCUCCUUCGGGGGCUUGUCCCUUGUCUUCCCGGUCUGCCCCGCUGCUGACAGCCCCGGGGGGCUGCGGGUCCUCACGCAGCUGCUGCCCUGAGCCACCCCCGCUUCCUCCGGCCCCCGCCGGCCACACGCUGCGUAAAGGGGACAGACACACACGGUGACCCCCGGACCCACACGCACCCUCUGUGGUCGUUGUCACAAGUCUCUGGUUGCUUCCAGUAGUUUCGUUCCUUCUCUUCAUGCUUAACCACACGCUCGGGGGAAGGAAGUGAGGGUCUCCCCGGACCCAGGUCCGCCCUUAGCCGGAGUCCGGAUUCGGUUCCGCUGAAGGCUGAGCCGGGCCUGGCUCGGAGCCGCGGGCUGGGACCGCGAUGGCGGCACAAAGGCCGGGGUGGGAGCCCCUGGCCUCGUGCUGUCGUCGUGCUUGUCGCGCCCGGCUGCUGGGCACGUCCGCUGCGCCGAGGCUGACCUGGCUGCGGCCGCGCCGAGGCCUGACUCCCGUGUUGUGUGCUCCGGCUGCUGCUUGUGUGUGAGCGUUUCUGUGCCUUCUAACAAAAUACGCUUCUCAGUUCUGAAAACGGUCCCCUCAAAAUGACCGUUUUUAAUGCAGCGCUGAAGCCUUUUCUCAAAAGCGAGCCUCGCUGCGAAAGGCAUCCAGCGGACUUUGAUCCCAAGAUUGCUGAUGGAUUGAUUCCCCCAUGAAAAUUGUCACAACAAAAUAAACCACAUGGAGAGUCAGGGAAUAAAAAGUCAAAAGAAAGUUCUAGAAGCUCGCUCUCCCUUUUUGAAAAAAAAAAACCCACCAACGUUUCUCAACUCUCUGCCCCGCUCCCUGGCCCUGUUGGGUUGGUUCUUGCUGCCCUUCUCUUCUUUCUGUGUCUGUGCCUUUCUUCACAGUAGUCCUUGGCUCUGCACGGAAUAAAUGACCCCUCAAAUCUAAUUGGAUGUGCUUUCGCCUCUGCAUGUAAGUACGGCACUAAGAAAACCUGGAGAUCUUUCUGACUUUUUGAAAUUAGAGAAGCAAAUGGGAUAGAUGGACCCCCCCCCCCCCCCACUUUCUGGAGGGAGGUAGGGAGGGAAGGUUAGAGUAGCCUUUAUUAAGAAAAAAAGGAAACACUAAAUAUAUUUAAAAUAGCCAUGUUUGUACCUUCCCCACAGUAAAUACAAAUUUAGCUUUUCCUUGAUGCCGUGUGGAAGUCAGAAGUUACUGUUCCAGGCUGCGUUUCGCACAGCCUGUGGGCAUCACUGGACAUUACAGAAGGUCCUUGGUUCUGACUAUGGAGUAAAACUAGAAUAAGAAAUGACCACUUUCCUUUGGAGAAAACCAAGAGGAAAAUAUUUUUUAUGUUAGGUUGCUUAAUUUUUUGAAGAUCUUGGUUUAAUGGUCUUUCCCUCCCGCUGACUGCUGGCAGUGAACACACCUUUUUUUUUUUUUUUUUUUUUUUUUUUUUUUUUUUUGCUAGACAGCUCUCGGGGCCUCUCCCCAUAUCUUCUGUUCAGCCACAAUGACCAUUGCUUUUGGAUUUUAGGUCCGUGUAAUGGUUGUAUGUGCAGUAGAAUGAUGGAAAAGCACUUAUGAGAAUUUUCUGGCAGUUAGGGACUUUGUUUUCCCAGCUUAGGCUCCUCAUUAAUUGGUCAGAGUUUUGUCCAGAAAGGGCCUCUCAACCAGGGGAACAUUUAAGGUCACACUGGGCACAGGUUCCUUAUUGUCUUCCUUCUCUGCUUUGUAAUCUCACCAGCAAUAACACUUAUUCUCCAUAUCUCGUGCACCUCAAACGGACGGACUGGGUUUCUUCACUUUCUGACAUACCCCUACGUGUUGCACACACACACUGUUGAAUCUGGGUUUCAGCUAUUACCAACCCGUGUCAUACUGUGUCUCGUGUGGUCCUUCCAAACCCGUCCUUUUAGAUCCCUCUGCUUUGCCGUUUGCAAGUGUCUGAAAUCGUCAAGUCUCAGCUUCCAGAAAGUCUUGGUUCCACUGACAGAAUCUAUAGGUGAUGACUCUAGUGGAAACUAUGACCUACAAAGUCUAGAUUGUAUGUAGGUAUGAAGGGAAUUUUUUAAAUAAAUGAAAAGCUGUGAACAGCAUUAGAACUUUGUCUAUUUCUUAAUUUUAAAAUAUGCUGAUAUGCCUUAAACUGUAGUUGUAGAUCACUGUCAUUUUGCUGUUUGAAAAUAACCAAUGUGUUUCUAAAAGUGUUGUGUAAUCUACUUUUGGUGUUAAUGCAGAACUGUCGUAUGUGUAAGCUGCAUGUUAGACACUUGUCUUUUUUAAAAACUAAAAUAAUUGUAUUGAUCUGAAGUAUACCAUUUUUUAAGUACGAAAGUAGUCACGUAGCUACCAUGCUCAGUAAUUUGGUGUCUGUUAAGGUAGGAGAGUGAUGCGCAGGUAAUCUAUGCCUGUAUCACUAGUGCCAAGACACGAAGUGGGCGAAAUAUAUUUUUACCCAAAC
Molecule: messenger RNA, 3535 nt
Organism: Lutra lutra (Eurasian river otter)
Lineage: Eukaryota; Metazoa; Chordata; Mammalia; Carnivora; Mustelidae
Exons: 2
Coding region: 150-1130 (326 amino acids)
Source: RefSeq, a predicted model, not a curated record